Hydractinia symbiolongicarpus is the source of this 417-nucleotide messenger RNA. RefSeq names its product putative Ras-related protein Rab-33. The record is from RefSeq and is a predicted model, not a curated record. The transcript has 5 exons. The coding region runs from base 1 to 417 and encodes 138 amino acids. NCBI's taxonomy places the organism in Eukaryota, Metazoa, Cnidaria, Hydrozoa, Anthoathecata, Hydractiniidae. Gene Ontology annotation, molecular function: GTPase activity; GTP binding.
AUGGCUGAUGCAGAUGAUUACGAUUACUUAUAUAAAGUAGUUGUGAUUGGUGACACGAAUGUUGGAAAGACUAGUAUUUUGACAAGAUUUUGUUGUAAUUCCUUUACUGAGAAAUUAUCAACUACUAUUGGUGUGGAUUUUCAGGCAAUAUCAGCACCUUAUGGUCAUAGUUCAUUUGUUGUGUUUUUGUAUACGAAUGAGGUGCAAGUGGAGCAAACAAAGGACCUUAAACCCUAUACCAUGUUAAAUCAUUUUAUUAUUUUUUCCAAACAUCUUUUGAAAUUAAACAUACUUCACUUGCUUGUUAAGCAAAUACUGUACCAAUUGGCUAUUUUCCUACCUAAAAAUAAGGGAGAAAGAUUGACUUUAAAACUUAGUUCUAAAAAGUCUAUCAGAUUUCACUCUUUAAAAUCAUAG